Oldenlandia corymbosa var. corymbosa is the source of this 2208-nucleotide messenger RNA. Lineage: Eukaryota; Viridiplantae; Streptophyta; Magnoliopsida; Gentianales; Rubiaceae. The record is from the annotation of a GenBank genome assembly.
CUACACAACUCUUCUCUUCUCUCAGUUGGACCCUCUUCCUCCUUUCUUUUACUCUUUAUAUCUCUCUCCCCCCUUUUGAUCACCUUUUCUCUCUUUGAUCUCUCCUCAGUCAGUCUUCCAACCAUAUACACACAAAAAAAAAAAAAAAAAAAAAUCCUCGGAGAUCCAAAUUAACCCAAUUAAAUCCAACCAAUUAACACUAGUGCCUUUUUGUUUUAAUUUACCUCCAGUCCUAAGAAGAACAAAAUGGAAAUGGAAAGCCAGAAAUCGGACUCGUGGGAAGGCUAUGUGAAUUGGAGAGGAAAGCCAGCUGUUAAAGGCCGCCAUGGAGGGAUGAAGGCCACAUCUUUUGUCUUAGUGGUGGAAGUGUUGGAGAAUUUGGCAUUUUUGGCGAAUGCGAGCAAUCUGGUGAGGUAUUUCGCCGGAUAUAUGCACUUUUCGCCAUCGGAAUCGGCGAAUUCCGUCACGAAUUAUAUGGGGACAGCCUUCUUGCUGGCUCUUCUGGGUGGCUUCUUAUCGGAUGCUUUCUGCACUACCUAUGUGAUCUACCUAAUCAGUGCCGUUGUUGAGUUCCUGGGGCUGGUGAUACUCACAAUUCAAGCUAGGACAAGCUCCCUACAACCACCAAAAUGUGACCCUGCCAAUCCCAACAGCCCUUGCGAGCAAGUUCAUGGCGCACAAGCAGCGAUGCUCUUCAUUGGGCUUUACCUGGUGGCAUUAGGUGUUGGAGGUAUCAAGGGCUCUUUACCGGCUCACGGAGCGGAGCAACUCGAUCAGGAAAGCCCAAAGGGUAGGAAGCAGAGAUCCACCUUCUUCAACUACUACGUGUUUUGCCUGUCAUGUGGAGCUCUUAUUGCGGUCACGCUGGUGGUGUGGGUUGAAGAUAACAAGGGUUGGCAAUGGGGUUUUGGGAUUUCUACAUUGGCGAUUUUGUUGUCGAUUCCAGUCUUCCUUCUUGGAUCCACAUUUUACCGUAACAAGAUACCAUCCGGAAGUCCAAUAACCACAAUUGCUAAGGUUUUACUGGCUGCAUUUCUGAAUUGUGGUAAAUCAAAGAACUCCAGCAAUGCCAUAGUAAACAUGGGAACAAGCCCUUCACCAACUCCAGUCUCCGAGGAAGACACAGGACCAGCUCUGAAGAGUACUAUCACUGUUGCAGAACAACCAUCAAUUCAGCAAGAAACUCCAUCAGCAAGUCUUAGUUUCCUAAACAGAGCUGUCGGAAACACCCCGGGUUCCUUCAAUUGCUCGGUACAACAAGUGGAAGAAGUCAAAAUCGUGUUCAAAAUCCUUCCCAUUUUCGCUUGCACGAUCAUUCUCAACUGCUGCUUAGCCCAGCUCUCCACAUUUUCGGUACAACAAGCAGCCACCAUGGACACCAAAGUCGGAUCAUUAAAAGUCCCUCCAGCAUCCCUUCCGAUUUUCCCCGUCGUCUUCAUGAUGAUUCUCGCACCUGUCUACGAUCACGUCAUCGUCCCAUUCGCCCGAAGAGCGACCAAAACAGAGAUGGGAAUCAGUCACUUGCAGCGAAUCGGGACCGGAUUAGUCCUGUCAAUCGUCGCAAUGGCGGUGGCUGCUCUAGUUGAGAUCAAACGCAAGAGGGUAGCCACCGAAAAAGGGUUGCUCGAUUCGGCAGAACCGUUGCCAAUUAGAUUCUUCUGGAUUGCAUUUCAGUACCUGUUUCUGGGAUCAGCCGACUUAUUCACAUUAGCUGGACUGCUGGAAUUUUUCUUCACGGAAGCACCCACCAGCAUGAGAUCAUUGGCGACUUCUCUGUCUUGGGCAUCAUUGGCAAUGGGGUAUUAUCUCAGCACGGUGAUGGUGUCCAUCGUAAACAGCGCCACCGGAAACUCGGGGCAUCCGGGUUGGCUGUCGGGCCGGAACUUGAAUCACUAUCAUCUGGAGAGAUUUUACUGGCUGAUGUGUGUGUUGAGUGUGUUGAAUCUGCUGCACUAUUUGUUUUGGGCAAUGAGGUACAAAUAUAGAUCAGUUAGGAGUAUUAAUACUACCACUCAGGAGCAUUCUCAAUAUGCAAAUGCAAAGAGCGUCCUGCAAAAUUGAAAAUUUAUAGUGGUCUUUUUUUUGGGCAGCAAUGAAGUUAAAAAAAAAUUAGAGUAUUAAUACAUGCAGUCUUAGUUGGGGCUGUAAAUAUGUCCAAUGAUUCGCUGCAUUUUCUGUUAUUCAGAUUGCAGAGUCAGCAAGAGGAUU